Aspergillus affinis is the source of this 1896-nucleotide messenger RNA. Its product is annotated as putative very-long-chain acyl-CoA synthetase family protein (CefD1). NCBI's taxonomy places the organism in Eukaryota, Fungi, Ascomycota, Eurotiomycetes, Eurotiales, Aspergillaceae. Gene Ontology annotation, molecular function: long-chain fatty acid transmembrane transporter activity; long-chain fatty acid-CoA ligase activity. The coding region runs from base 1 to 1896 and encodes 631 amino acids. The record is from RefSeq and is a predicted model, not a curated record. The transcript has 3 exons.
AUGGCUCUAGUCGCCGCAUCGGUAGCAGGCGCGGCAACCUUCGGCGCAUACCUCAAUGCCAAGUUUCACGUCGCGAAGGACCUCAGGACCCUCUCGGCCCUCCGGAAUGGCGAAAAGGGCUAUGCGACGGCAGCGGCACGAGGGAAGGGAAACGUGUGGUUCUUGUUCGAAGAGGCCGCGGCUCGAUAUCCGGAUACGACGUGCAUCUGGACAAGGGAGGCGCAGUAUACCUAUCGCGAGGCCGUGACGCGGGCGGCUCGGUAUGCGCAGUGGUUUCGCAGCAAAGGCGUGCAGAGGGGUGACAUCGUGGCGUUUUAUCUGCAGAAUUCAGCGGAUUUUUUGAUCGCGUGGCUGGCGCUGCUGAGUAUCGGAUGUGGGCCGGCCACGGUCAACUAUAACCUGACCGGGGAUGCGCUGGUGCAUUGUCUGAAGAUCAGCGGCGCGAAGUUGCUGCUGGUGGAUGAGGAUGAAGGCUGUCAGGCCCGCGUCGAGGAGUCCAAGACGAGGAUUGAGAACGAGCUGGGCAUGGAGCGCCUGACGGUCGAUGUGACACUGGCGCAGACUCUCGCCUCCUUCCCUGAGACCGUCCCCGACGGCGGAAAGUUGGCUCGCGACAUGGCCGCCGAAUUCCCCGCGAUUCUGCUAUACACUUCCGGGACCACCGGCAUGCCCAAGGCCUGCGCGUUCACCAUGGGGAGACUAUACAGGGGUCUGACGUAUCGAAGCGGAUCCAUCAACGACCAGGGCGGACCAGCCGGCGAUCGCUGGUAUAGCUGUAUGCCGCUAUACCACGGCACGUCGGCCAUCUCAAUGCUGACCAGUCUCGUCACUGGAGUCAGCGUGGCGGUCGGCAAGAAGUUCAGCGCGCGAAAUUUCUGGCACGACAUCCACGACUCCGAGUCGACGAUCUUCGUCUACGUCGGCGAAGUGGCCCGGUAUCUACUUGCAGCGCCGCCAUCGCCUUUAGACCGCGACCAUCGCGUGCGCUGCAUGUACGGCAACGGCUUGCGUCCAGACAUAUGGGAGAAGUUCCGUCAGCGAUUUGACAUCCCGGAGGUCGGCGAGUUCUUCAACAGCACCGAGGGUGUUUUCGGGCUGUUCAACUACAACCGAGGACCCUUCUCAGCCGGCAGUGUCGGUCACCAUGGACUACUAUUGCGACUAAUGCUAAGAAACGUAUAUGUGCCGGUGGCAAUCGAUCCCGUUACCGGCGACGUGCUGCGCGACGAGAGGACCGGCCUUGCAUUGCGACCGUCGCAUGAGACGGGCGGCGAGAUCUUGGUGAAUAUCCCCAACGAAGAAGCGUUCCAGGGAUACUGGAAGAACGAAGACGCCACGCAGAAAAAAUUUCUCCGCGAUGUCUUUCGCAAGGGGGAUCUGUACUAUCGAUCGGGAGACGCGUUGCGACGACAGUCUGACGGACGGUGGUAUUUCCUCGACCGACUGGGAGAUACUUUUCGCUGGAAGAGUGAGAAUGUGGCGACCGCCGAAGUGGCCGAAACCCUAGGCCAAUACCCUGGUAUCCAAGAAGCCAAUGUCUACGGCGUGCUGGUGCCUCACCAUGAGGGACGUGCCGGCUGCGCAGCCUUGCAGAUUACACCCGAGGCGAAAUCCCAGUUCAAUUACCGUGACUUCGCGAGUUUUGCUCGGGCGCGACUGCCCAAAUACGCGGUUCCGGUGUUCCUACGCAUCGUAGAAAACCCGUCGCAUAUCCACAACCACAAGCAGAACAAAGUGCCGCUGCGCGAAGAGGGCGUCGACCCGGAGAAGAAAGGCCAGAAGGCACCAGAUGGAGCCGACGAUCGGUUCUUCUGGCUGCCUCCGGGGGAGUCGGAAUAUAAGGAAUUUGGCAAGAGCGAUUGGGGAGGAUUGUUGGAAGGGAAGGCGCGACUUUAG